Messenger RNA from Schistosoma turkestanicum, 3272 nucleotides. Lineage: Eukaryota; Metazoa; Platyhelminthes; Trematoda; Strigeidida; Schistosomatidae. The record is from the annotation of a GenBank genome assembly.
AUGGAAACUAAUAAACCAGUGACUGUUUCAAUUAUUGACCAAAAAACACAUCAUGAUGAAUUGAAUACAUUACAAAUUAAUAUUUCAUAUAAACCGAAUUUCAACUCCAAUAAUCAUGGUGAUUUUCAAACGCUUAACGGUGUAAUGAAAAAUUUACAAUGUUUGAAUAUUGAACAUAUUCAAAAUUCGCAUAAACAAAAUCCUACAUAUUUAAUGCAUAAUAAUAAUAAUAAUAAUAAUAAUAAUAAUAAUAAUUCAUUUAAUCCUUAUGAUUAUCCGAAUGAAUAUCAUGAUCAUAGUGUAGUUCCUCGUCAUCCUAAUGAUGAUAAGGAUGAUGACGGUAUGAUUGCAUAUACUACUAAUAAUUACACGAAUACUACUAAUGUUGUUGAUCUCAACUCCAUCAGAUCACAUGAAAUAGCCAUCAUCAAACCGCCACAAUUACCACCACGUAAAUAUCAAAGAUCAUCAACGAAUUUGUUGAUUUUCAAUAUGAUUCGAUCACCAUCUGAUACUUGUUUGAUUGGUAAAACAGUACAUCAACACUAUCCAAAACAAUUAAUCAAUACAACUAGCCCACAACCACUUGAUAGCAGUCAAAUCACAUCUCCUGAAGAUACACAAUUUAGUAAUUCAAUGCCAACAAAUUCAUCAAAUAUAUCUGAUUAUCCAGAUGACAAUAAACCGUUUCAUCAUCAUAAUUUUACAAUUAAUCAUACAAAUUUACCGGUUAUAACAGACAGAUCAUUUGAAUCAUUAAAAAUAUUCAAUAAUCCAUUAGAUCAUAAUCCUAAUCAAAUUGAUGAUCACGUGAAAUAUCGUUCAUUAUAUGAUACAACACAAAGCGGGAAAUUUCCUUAUACACGAAUGAAUUCACGUACAGUUGUUACUGAUGAUCCAAUCAAUAAUAAUAAUAAUAAUAAUCAACCUGUAAAUAUUGAUAAAAGCUACAAUGAAGUUAAUAGUACAAUGGGUAAAAGACAAAAAUUAACUAAUUUUGAUGAAUAUCCACCAUCAGGUCCUGGUAGUUCAUUUAGUCAACGUGGUAAAAUCAGUGGUGCUAAACUUUCUUUUCAUCAUAUUUCUUAUGAGGUUAAAAUUAAGAAGACACUUUGUAGUAAACCAAUGAUUAAGACAAUACUUGAUGAUGUAAGUGGAAUACUUCGACCUGGAAUGAAUGCUCUUAUGGGACCAACUGGUAGUGGAAAAUCUUCGCUUCUAGAUGUGUUAGCUGGUCGUAAAGAUCCAAAGUUUCUUUCUGGAAAAGUUUUAAUUGACGGUAGACCUCAACCGAAAAAUUUCAAAUGCAUUUCCGGUUAUGUUGUACAGGAUGAUAUUGUAAUGGGCACCUUAACAGUAAGAGAGAAUUUAAAUUUUUCAGCAGCACUAAGAAUGACAAUGCAUUGUACAGCAGAAGAAAGAAAUCAAAAAGUUAACGAUAUUAUCGAUGAAUUGGGUUUAAAUGCUGUGGCAGAUAGUAAGGUCGGGACUGAAUUAGUUCGUGGAGUAUCAGGUGGUGAACGUAAAAGAACCAGUAUUGGAAUGGAACUUAUCACGGAACCACCUGUGUUAUUUUUAGAUGAACCAACCACAGGUUUAGAUGCAUAUAUGGCAGGACAAGUUGUUAAAACACUGAAAGCUUUAGCUAGACGUGGUCGUACGAUUAUAUUUUCUAUACAUCAACCGAAAUAUUCAAUCUAUAAAUUGUUUGAUACAUUAACUUUAAUCUAUCGUGGUCAAAUAAUUUAUCAUGGAUUGGCAAAAAAGGAACCAAUUCAAUAUUUUGGUCGUUUAGGUUAUAUAUGUGAAAAUCACAAUAAUCCACCAGAUUUUUUUAUGGAUGUUAUCCACGGUGAAUGUUUACGUCAACAUGGAACUACAUCAGAUGUUCAAAUUAUGGAUCAUCAUGAUACACAAGAAAGAAUACAUUUAGUUGGUCAACAACUUGUUCAAGACUGGCAAACUUCUGAAAUGGCUCAAAAAGUAUUAGAAGAAGUCAGUUCAAUUACAAAUCGAUUGGAAGAAUAUGAAAAUGGUCCAAAAAAAGGCAAAGACAAUGCAGUGGACAUAUCAUUUGCUGCAUCAUAUUUUCGACAAAUUAAUAAAGUUUGUUGGAGAUCAAUAUUAAAUUUAUUACGUGAUCCAUUAGCAUCAGUGAUACAAACAAUUGUUUAUUUAUUUUUCGCUUUAUCAAUGGGUAUAGUUUAUUUUCAAAUGAAUGAUUCCUUAGAAUCUGGUAUACAAAAUCGUACAGGCCUGUUUUAUUUUUGUACAUUACAAGUGAUAUUUGUAAAUUUGGCUACAAUUGAAUUGUUUAUUAAAGAACGUGUAUUGUUUAUACAUGAAAGUUCAAGUGGUUAUUAUCAAGUGUCAGUAUAUUUUUUUUCGAAAAUUCUUUGUGAUAUAAUACCAACUAAAGUAUUACCUAUAUUAUUAUUUAUGCCAAUAUGUUAUUGGAUGGCUGGUUUACAAAAAACAUUUGGAGCUUUUAUGUUUUUUGAAUUACUUCUAUGUUUGACAACAUUAGCUGCUGCUGCAAUUGCUUUAUGUAUAUCAGCAAGUGUUACUGUGUUUGGUUUAGCUAAUGCUCUGUUAUCAAUUAUUUAUGUAUUUAUGAUGGCUUUUUCCGGUUUCUUAAUCAAUUUAAAAUCUAUGGCACUUUGGCUUAGUUGGCUACGUUAUUUCUCUAUAUUUCGUUAUAGUAUGGGUGGUUUAUUAGCUAUGGAAAUGGCACCAUUACGAUUUUGUCCAAUGGAUAAAUCUAAUACAACAAUUAAUCGACAAUGCCAAAAUGGUACAACCUACUUAGAAGAUCAAGAAAUCCCUUAUAUGACCGGAUGGGAUCUAUGGUAUAAUGUUUUCGGGUUGGUGGUAAUUAUGACUGUAUUUUACAUUCUUUGUUAUGUUCGACUUCGACUACUCAAUAAAUACAAGUAGUAUAAAGUUAGAAGCAGAAAAUUUGUUGGUGUACAUUGACUGGAAACAGAAUAUCGCUCACGACUGAAUUUCAAUAAAUUGAUGACGAAAACAGAAAAAAAUAUGUGAAAUCUAAAACCAAUUUACAAAAAUAACCAUUUUUGAUGGGGCGUCUAGUCAGAUGAACUAUCUACAAGAUUUGUUGUAAUGGAAGUAUGAAAAGCAAAUCGGUCUUGGGGGUAUAAACUUAAAUUUAUGUACAUAUUAAACUCUAUAUUAAUGUACAUAAUUUUGGUGAUCUAGUUGAGUUGUAUUUAAUUGAAAGUCUAUUUUUGUGAUAAAAAUCUCUUAUCUAA